Messenger RNA from Anthonomus grandis grandis, 2876 nucleotides. It is a transcript of the gene Dop1R1, whose product is annotated as dopamine receptor 1. The record is from RefSeq and is a predicted model, not a curated record. The coding region runs from base 229 to 1563 and encodes 444 amino acids. Gene Ontology annotation, cellular component: membrane. Gene Ontology annotation, biological process: adenylate cyclase-activating adrenergic receptor signaling pathway. The transcript has 8 exons. Lineage: Eukaryota; Metazoa; Arthropoda; Insecta; Coleoptera; Curculionidae. Gene Ontology annotation, molecular function: G protein-coupled receptor activity.
GCCAACUUCCAGCGUCGUUUUGCUCUCCUCUUCUACUUCUUCGCUCCGUCACUUUUACGGAUUUUCGUCGAAAGUGCGGCCCUUGUGGAAAAAAGUUUUUUUUUUUCGCGUGAAAGUUUUACUGAUCAGUUAAUAAUUUUUUUUUUGGUGAAGUUUUCGGGUUUCUUUGGUGAGUUUUGGACCGGAUUGGGUCGUUUAUAAGAUGGAGGAUUAAAAUGACUCGGAAUAAUGGAGUUCUACGCGAAUGCGAUUGCGGAGAAUAACACGGAGGGUUCCGCCAUGACGGACGGCGAUUAUGGGCUCUUCUGCAAUGAUACCUUCGUGAGCACCAUGGACGCUGACACCAUGACCAUGAUGUUUAAUCUUAUUAUCGGUGUCUUCUUGUUCCUGCUAAUAUUCCUCUCCGUAGCCGGGAAUAUUCUGGUCUGUAUAGCGAUCUACACCGACCGGGGUCUACGACGUAUCGGGAAUUUAUUCCUGGCCUCGUUGGCCAUCGCCGAUCUGUUUGUCGCCUCGUUGGUGAUGACUUUUGCCGGCGUAAAUGACAUUCUGGGCCACUGGAUUUUUGGCAGUAAAUUCUGCGACACCUGGAUUGCUUUUGACGUCAUGUGUUCCACUGCAAGCAUAUUGAACUUAUGCGCGAUCUCUUUAGAUAGGUAUAUCCACAUCAAAGAUCCUUUAAGAUAUGGUAGAUGGGUGACCAGACGAGUGGCUUUGGCGACAAUCGCCACGAUAUGGCUUCUCGCGGGGCUGAUCUCGUUCGUUCCGAUUAUGUUGGGCCUCCAUCGGCCCUCGCAUCCCUUUGUCAUCGAAUCGGGGGGCCACAACUACCCCACCUGCGCCCUCGAUCUCACCCCCACGUACGCCGUCGUCUCCAGUUGCAUCUCCUUUUACGUACCCUGCAUUGUCAUGUUGGGUAUUUACUGUAGACUCUACUGCUACGCCCAGAAACACGUGAAGAGCAUCAGGGCUGUCACUAGACCCAUCGAAAUACCCAAUUCUACAUCCAAGAAAAAAACCAUUAAACAAAAGAAUAAGGCCCUGCAUAUUCAUCUGCAUAAUCAUCAGAGUUCACCGUAUCACGUGAGUGAUCACAAGGCGGCGAUCACCGUCGGGAUUAUUAUGGGGGUUUUUUUGAUUUGUUGGGUACCAUUCUUCUGCAUCAACAUCGUGGCCGCCUUUUGCAAAACCUGCAUCCCGGACAUCACCUUCAAGAUCCUGACCUGGUUGGGCUACUCCAAUUCCGCCUUCAACCCGAUCAUCUACUCGAUCUUCAACACGGAAUUCCGGGAGGCGUUCAAACGGAUCCUGACCGCCCGUUACCCGGAAUGGUGCUGCGGUUGCGGUCGCUACCAAUCGGUGUCCCUAAGGAAUAACGAGAAAUACGUCACCGAUUACGGGAUCACGAAAACCCUGGUGGUGAACACGCGACCGCGAAACGGGUCGUUUGGAGACUUUUUCGAGUCCAGUGAACAUUUUAGCUGCGACGAGUCGGCAAGACAGACGAGGGUCAAUUCCGCAGCAGACGUUUUGCAGGAGGGUGACGACGUCGCGGACAUUUGACAGGAGUAUGAUCAUUUGCAGGACACUAUGGUGUAAUCACUUUUAGGCAAGUUUGUUUUUUGUAGCAAAGGUUACUUUAUUGGUGUCAAACAUUGAUGGUAGCUUUGGUGCCCUCCAGUUUCAUUCCUCUUGGUUAUACAGUUUCAUUCCCCAGUAGUGAUUUUUUUUUGUCUUCAUUUUAAAUAAUGAGUUUUAUUCUAUACAUUUUUUGAUACGACUUACGGGUUAGCCAGAAAAUCAAUAAAUUGAAAAAAAAUGAUAUUUUAUUAACUGAUUUAUUAAUUGAAAAAGCAACUCAUUUUGAUAUUAUAUAUGAAAAUUUAAUGCAAUUAAAGUAUUUUAAAAAAUAAAAAAGUUUAGUCCUAAAGAGGAUUUGAACCUGCGACGCCUGCAUGUACGGUUGGCUUAAAAAUUUACAUGAGACAUGCAGGGGUCGCGGGUUCGAAUCCCACCCAUGACCUAAGUUUUUUAAAUUUUUUUUUUCAUUUUAAUGUUUAAAAAAAACUUCUAAAAUAUAAAAAUAAUCAAAUUUUAAAUUUUGUUAAUUUUUUAGACAAAAAAAGUGUAUUUAAUUUCUUUAUAUCAGUAGCAACAAAAAGUAUUUUUCCCCUUUCUUGAGUAGACUGAUUUUGUAAAAAAUAUAUAAGCAAUAAAUAAAGUGUAAUAUAUUCUAGGCUAUAUCACCAUUAUGGACCAUUUUCCAUUCAAAAUACAUUAUAUACAGUGACAAACCCCGACCAUUUCACCCUUAUACAGAAAAAACGCUUUUUAUUCAAACCUUUAUAUGAAUACUAAAAUGAUUAAUGACUUUUUUUACUUACCUUACAUAUCGAAACCAAUUUUUUCUCUUGAAACAUCAAUACAUAUUUCCAUUACUACUGUGAUGUUGCGUUGUCACAUAUCUGUUACUGUGUAAAUAGUAUUCCAUAAUUUUUGUAAAUACUUUUAAUAAAGAAAAGCCAUAAAACGCUUCUGAUCCGACUUAAUGUACAAAUAGAUUCUCUAUACAUACGGCCUAGAAUCUAAAAUGUACAUAAAUAAUAUAUAAUGACAGGGUCGCGAGUGUGAACAUAUAAUAAUUAGAAUAUAUGAAACAGCAAAUAAACAUAUCUUCUUGUAAAUAAUAAUAAUUUCUCAUCAUUGUCUGGUAGCUCAAAGAUUAUAAAUAAAUGUGUCAAUCCCUAUUUGUUAUAAAACGAUAUUUUAUACCCUUGCUAGUGUACGUUUAGUUUAUAUAAGUAAAGUGGUCACCUUGAAGACUGUAAAUAGCGUAAAAAGAAUAUAAUAUAUAAUAUCAUCAUCUUGAAUUUUAA